Perca fluviatilis (European perch) is the source of this 4588-nucleotide messenger RNA. RefSeq names its product niban apoptosis regulator 1a (gene niban1a). The record is from RefSeq and is a predicted model, not a curated record. The transcript has 14 exons. NCBI's taxonomy places the organism in Eukaryota, Metazoa, Chordata, Actinopteri, Perciformes, Percidae. Bases 192 to 3209 code for a protein of 1005 amino acids.
AAAAAGUGAGCUGGCUUUUCUGGCUGCACGUCACUGAGUGAGAAGAGGAGGGCGUGUCCCUCCCUCCCUCCUCCCUCCCUCUCCCUCUCUCUCCUCCUCCCUCUCAGCUGUAGAUCGAUGUGACUGUAUGUUUGUACCUGAGGACUGAACCGUUCACCUGUGGAUCCUCUCCCGGCAGCAGCAGCAGCACCAUGGGGAACUCCGCGUCCAGUCUGCUGGAUGAAACCAAAUCCAACUCCAUCAAAGCCCAGGCCGAGGCCGUGCUGAAGGAGUUCAGUCCCUACUACAGGAAGCAGUUCUCGUUGGCUCGGUUCUCUCAGGUGGAAGAUGAUCUGGAGCAGCGCAAAGAGAAGAUCACACAGCUGCUCCAACAGAGGGAGGCUCCCGAGGAGGCCGAGGUGCUGUAUGAGGACCUCGUCCUGCACUUCGACGACAGCAGGAAGUGGCGUGAGCGCUUCGUGGUGGUGAGAGCCAAUCACAGCCUGGAGUUACACGACAGCCUGGAGGCGUUCGUUAAAGGAAGUCAUCCCCGCCUGAAGCUGCUGCCUACGGGGGGCGCCGUUCUGACCUCCGAGGACGCCUACAUGGCCAUGGUGGACCAGAGCUUCCCCGACGACACCAAUGUGAAGGAGGACUUUGGUCCUCCUCUGGCGGGCAUGCCGGGACAGUUCCCCGUCUACCUGCGUCUGCCCUACCGGACAGACUCGUACUUCUGCUUCAGACAGCAGGACCGACAAGCCCUCUUCCUCUCCAUCCUGUCGGACUGCAUCCGACACCAGAACCAAGACUUCCUGAAGAAGAAGACGUGUGAAGUGCAGGCCUUCCUCAAAGCCAUCCAGCUCUACCGACAGGACAGAGACCAGUACGAGGCCUGGGGCAUGCUGAUAGGAAGUGAUGUCAGGGUGAUGGCCAACGAGGUGAUGGAGCAGCUGCUGCCGUCUCUUGUGGUCGACCUGCUGCCUCGCCUCAAAGCCAAGAAGACGGAGAAGAGGAGAGUCUGGUUCGCUACGGUGGAGGCGGCGUACGUCCUGGUCCAGGAGCAUCUGCUGGAGGGACUCUCGGCGCUGAAGGAGGAAUGUCGAACGUCGGUCCGGCAGCAGGAGGUGCUCAUCCACUCCGAAAUGGACCACAUCCUCAGCUCCAGACGGCAGCUGGAGGAAAAAGUCCGAGCCAAAGUGUGGGCGCCGGCGGAGCAGCUGUGCUCGGAGCGCGUGCAGCCCUACCUGGCCUCGGUGCUGGAGGAGCUGAUGGAGCCGGUCAGCUCGGGUUUCCAGGAGGGACGGCAGCUGAGCGAACGCACGAUGGACCGGCUGUGUCAGGACGUCCCGCUGCUGGCCGACAGCGAGGGACUGAAGGAGGCUCUCGCUGGCAUGGCGAGACCAGACCUGCUGAGCUGCUACCAGAAGAUCGGCUCUCUGCAGGAGAAACUGCAGCAGCUGCAGCAGAGGUUCGGGGUCUCCAACAUCACGGGGGUGAUCCACAGCGCUCAGAUCGACCUGCAGCAGCUGGCCGAGAACGCAGCGUACACGUUUGAGCAGCUGCUCCACAAAGCCGUCGAGGACAACCCGGACGACCCCGGCUCCGCCAUCGAGAAGGCCAAACACAGAGUGCUGAAGCAAUAUGAUUACGACAGCAGCACGGUGAGGAAGAGGAUCUCCAGGGAGGCUCUUGUACUCAUCACUCUGCCCUUCAUCAAGAAGAACCUGGCCCCCACCUGCAAAACUGAGCUUCAGGGUCUUGAACAGUUCAUCGAUGCCGACCACUCCAACUUCAUCCACGUCGAGAACGUUUAUGAGAGCGUCCUCCUGCAAUCCCUGGACAGAGAGGUCACCAAAGUGGUGAAGGAGGCGGCGAGCCUGAAGAAGUACAACCUGUUCACGGACAGCAGGGACCUGCUCAGUCAGUCCAGCCGCUCCAGCGUCUCGUCCACGCCGGGCAGCCCCGCCAUGGCGCUCGCCUCCCCCUCUAAAACCUCCUCUGAGUCCAGGUCUCCUCUCGCGUUCAACGGUCAUCCGUCCAGUCCCCCGAAGGACGAGCCGACGGGGGCGGAGAACGGUGACGAGACCGUCUUUGAGACCCCUCUGCAGAAGGUCGAACAAAUAUUGGUAGCUCAGAGCGCUGCUGUCAGCGCGGAGGCAGAGGCAACGCCACCCGAAGCGCCAGAAGUCGACCAAACUGUGAAGGCAGAAGCAGCCGCCCCUGUUGCACUCGAGCCGCCGGCGUUUGGAGAUUCGACCAACCAGAGCGAGACGCAGGAAGUGAACGUAGAAACCGCUGCAGAGACUGUGAUCCAAGAGGAAGCGAUCUCUGUCGAGACGGCAGCUGAGCCUCCGAUGCAGAGCACAGACCCUCCAAAAGAGGGAGAAACCACAGAAACGGCCGCAGACGUAGAAGCGGCAGCGGCACAGACCGAAGCGCCCGUGCCAAGUCCCGACGCCGCGAAGGAACCGGGGAGCUCUUCAGCAGGAGGCACUGGGGCCCAAACUGCAUCCAGCGGUGAAGAGGAGACGCACCGCGAGCGCUCAGAAAUCAAGCCAGCGGCUCCCUCUGGUGGUCAAACGCCCGCGCUCCCACCUGCAGACAUCAGCGUAGACCGGAGUCUCCAGGAGGCAGAACCAGUGAACGUCUCGGGCCCAAGCUCUCUGGACGUGUCCGUAGGAAGCGAGUCGGCCCCGUCGGAUGUGGAGUCCCUGGAGGGAGUGGAAACGACGCAGAGCAGCGAGGAGGACAAAGUCUCAACGACUUCUGACGUCUUGGAGGACGCCGCCGACAUCAGUAAAUCACCGGAGAGCUCCGACGAUGCAGCAGAGGAUGAGAACGCGAGCGCCGAGCCGUCUCCUCCGGUCCAGACAGAAACUGUGAGCACCGGGGACACUGAGGCGAGCGCCGAGCUGUCUCCUCGGGUCCAGACCGAAGCCACAAGCGCCGAGCCGUCUCCUCCGGUCCAGACCGAAGCCGCGAGCGCCGAGCCGUCUCCUCUGGUCCAGACCGAAGCCGCGAGCGCCGGAGACACCGAGGCGAGCGCCGAGCCGUCUGUGGAGGCAGCAGCCGCUCCAACCGCUGCGCCCGCUGAGUACGUGAACCCGUCCCGCCCUGAAGCGCCGCCCGACUGCAUCAAGCAGAUCCGUGACCUGGUGAUGGAGGUGAUCGAGGUGGAGGAGCUGGUGCAGCGCUACCCCGACGGCGUUCCUAAAGCCUCGGAGGAAUGAAGCAUCACGAACCAUCACGAGCGCUUCGUCGCUGUUCGUUUCAGCGAGACGAAGAGCGGCCGGGAGCCACGAGCCGUCCUGGAGCCAGAAACAUUUGUUGAACCGAAGGCACUCCGUCCUGAGAAGGAUUCACAAAAGCUUCCAUGAACUUUAAAAACAAACAUAUGCAUGAUAACUAUGGUGAAUUAUUUAUGCUUUCAUUUACACACAUCAAUAUAUCAGCAGUGUCGGUGUCAUUCAGUGAUUUGUUUUUAACACUAAAACUAUUUCAGCACCAAAAUGUUUUUACAAAAGAUUGUGAAGAAGUUUCUGGAAAUUUGCAUUUAACAGUAGAAAGCUUGUGCAUUUUAUUUUUGAAGGAAUAGUUUUUAGACAUUUUUGAAAAUACUUUUAAUUUGCUUUCUUUCUGAGAGUAGGAUGUAAGGAUUGGUAUCAGUCUGUAUGGGAGCUGGAGUCAGGACGUUCUUAGCUUAGCUUAGCAUAAAGCCUGGAGUCAGGACAUGCUUAGCUUAGCUUAGCAUAAAGCCUGGAGUCAGGACAUGCUUAGCUUAGCUUAGCAUAAAGCCUGGAGUCAGGACAUGCUUAGCUUAGCUUAGCAUAAAGCCUGGAGUCAGGACAUGCUUAGCUUAGCUUAGCAUAAAGCCUGGAGUCAGGACAUGCUCUGUCCAAAGUAAAAUACACCUACUGACACCUCAAAAACGUGUCGUAAACAUUAAUUAGAACAGAAAUGUAAAAAUGCAGAGUUUUAAAAGAGAGCAUCCUGUUGGAACUAUUUUCUCGGCUAAACCGCAGAUACGCAGAUACAACACAAAUAAAAGUCCUGAGUUAGACAUUUUACUUUAGUAAAAGUAUUACCAGCUUAAAAGGAUCAACAGUAAAAGUAAUCAUUCUGCAAUAUUGCUCUUCUUUUCAGUGUGACGGUGUGAGACAGUAUAUUGCAAUGCAUCAUAUUUUAUAAACCGAUCACAUGUUUAACAAGCAAAAUCCAAAUCUGAAAGGUAACAACUAUAGCUGUCAGAUGAACAUAGUGGAGUAAAAACAUUUCCCUUUUGAGAUGGGAAGUAGAAGUAUGAAGUUGCAGGAAAUGGAAAUACUUGUAAAUUACAAGUAGAUCAAAAUCGUCAAGAAAAUAGUUCCAGCACGCAACUCCCGCUAAAACCCACAAACUGGCGUUUUUACUUUUCCGUUUGUGUACGAAUUAAACAAACCUGACCCAACGUGUUAGUUAGGGAGACGUAGAGCUGUUGGUAGGUGUACUUUAAUUAAAAUGCCUGUUGUCCUCGGGUCAAAUCUGACCUGUUUACAAAAACUUUCUAUAACAGAAGUGUGACAAAAGAAUGUUGAAAUAAAGUGACAAAUGUUGGAAAAAGCUACAAAAA